Messenger RNA from Rhineura floridana, 1888 nucleotides. Its product is annotated as phospholipid phosphatase 3-like. Gene Ontology annotation, molecular function: phosphatidate phosphatase activity. Bases 1 to 660 code for a protein of 219 amino acids. Gene Ontology annotation, biological process: signal transduction; phospholipid metabolic process; phospholipid dephosphorylation. The record is from RefSeq and is a predicted model, not a curated record. NCBI's taxonomy places the organism in Eukaryota, Metazoa, Chordata, Lepidosauria, Squamata, Rhineuridae. The transcript is spliced from 5 exons.
AUGCUCAGAGGGCCAUCUUCUCUGUUCUUUUUUACAAUACAGAUCACACUAGGCGAAAGCUGCCAUGUGCACAACCUGCCGCACAGUCCACGCUCCAUAGUCUCCAACCGUUAUGUGGCUGCCCUCUACAAGGAAAUUGGUGCCUUCCUCUUUGGCUGCACUGUGGGCCAGUCACUCACCAACAUGGCCAAGGUUGCUGUAGGUCGUCUUCGCCCACACUUCCUGGCUGCAUGUCGGCCUAACUUCACUCGAAUCAACUGUUCCACUGGAUACCUGGAGGACUAUGUCUGCACUGGUGGCACCUCAGAGGAGAAAGAAGCUAGAAAGUCUUUCUACUCUGGCCAUGCCUCCUUUGCCAUGUAUGCCAUGAUGUACCUGGUGUUUUACCUGCACGCCCGCUUCACAUGGCGGGGUGCUAGACUACUACGUCCACUGGUCCAGUUUGUGCUGCUGAUGCUAGCAAUGUACACGGGACUGACCCGCAUCUCUGACUAUCGGCACCAUCCAUCUGAUGUGGCUGUGGGGCUGCUGCAAGGGGCGCUUGUGGCUUACUGGGUGGCCUUCCAUGUUUCCAGCAUGUUUCACUGCAAGCACCAGCCCAGCCACCUGCCUUCAGUCACCAUGGACACUCCCAGCUCAGACUGCCACACUGAUUGCUAGGGGAUGUUCACUGAUGGUCAAGGACACUCUCUGUUUUGCUGGCUGCAGGGGCCUUGACCAAUUGUGCCAGUUGCUUGGCAUCCACUGUCAUGCUGCCUUCAUAGGCACCAGAUGGACAGCCACUGCCUUGCCACCUGCUAGGGGCCACUAAGGAGCUUCUGCUCACUGUCAUGCCACCAUCCACUGGUGCACCAACUGCUGGAAGCACCAAGACGAAAAGGAGGUGGUGCUCUAGUGGAUGUUAGGGCACCUCUGUGCCAGCAUCAAAGAUUCCUCCAUCCUCCCAGGGAUGUACCGAGGCAUCUGUUUUCCUUUGGUGAGACCACUCCCUUACAAACUUCUCCUCUAUCAAAAGAUGCAAUGUCCACAUCACUAUUGCCAGUUUGGGCUUCCUUUUACGCGAUACUCACAGGGGAAGUACCAGAAGAAAAUCCCAUUUUAUUUGUUUCAUCCAGGAAGACCUGCCCUUCCUCCUCACUAGUACUAGGAUGAUCUUACCCUUGAAGUAUUAUGCACUCAGCCUGUGUUGCUAGGAGAAGAACAGAUAUAUCCUAGAAAAUUCAGUCCCUGCUGCUGUAGCGAUAUGUGUCUCACGCUUGAAAGGCAAUUGCGUGUCUUGCAGAAACAUACUCCGUGUGAAGGAAUGAACCACAUUUUUUGCAAGUGGAGUUGGGAGGAUAAUGCCUAGAAAAUCAUGGAAGGAACCUAUGGAUUCAUACCAGUAUACUGGUGCUCCCAGAUGCUGCCAAAUACCUCCCAACCUCCACCCCCCUCACCUCUUCUAUUCCCCAUAAUGUGAAACGUAUGUUUGUAAUAAAUGGUACUGACAAUCAUCUUGUUUAAUAACUGUGACUUGCAGGAGAGUGGCCAAAUAUGUGUGGUGCCAAAGCACUGGAAUGACAGAGGAUUUAAUAUCUGACACAGAAUGGGUUCCUGAGAUGCUUAACUUUCAUUUAAAGCAAAAAGUGAGCUUCUAGUCCUCAUGGUUGUGAAGAUUCAAAUCCUUUUCCUCAUUUGAAACCAUCCCUCCUGGAAAAUGCAGCUAUUGGUUUUAGAAUGGAUGCUGUAAACAGAAGUACAACAUAAAGCUAAAUUAGGUCCUAAGGAAGGAGUGACUUGGACAAAACAGUAUCUGUACCCACUUAAACCAUAUGUAAGCCGCCUUGGGUUUCUAUCAUGGAAAGAAAGGUGGGGUAUAAAUGAAAUUAAUAAAUAAUAAUAAAUCCCA